Messenger RNA from Dentiscutata erythropus, 168 nucleotides. The record is from the annotation of a GenBank genome assembly. Lineage: Eukaryota; Fungi; Glomeromycota; Glomeromycetes; Diversisporales; Gigasporaceae.
GCAUCUAUGGCUAACAGUGUUAGUAAUCCCAAAGAUUUUAAACAUCAGGCAACCCCAAAGGCACCUGCGCCCCAACACUGUUUUUUUGUGGCUCGUCCCAAAGACUUGAAUGAUAGGCAUCCCAAAGAUCCCUACAUGCCACUUAUUCUUAAUACACGAAAGCUCUAG